CUCCACCCGAUCCGCCCCUACACCUGCACGUUUCCGAAAGCCCCAAACGUGUAGAUAAGAAGAUUCGAAAUUCAAUCACAUUGCGCCUCGAAAAUCUGAUCACACCAUCCCCAUCUACCGCGAAGUGAAUCUUGAGAUCUAGCCCACCAUGUCUGCAUCACCGCAGCCAGGUCAAUCGACCAAGCGCCCUCUUGAAGAGGCCUCGUCACCUUCCCGGAACGACCAACCCGAUGCAAAGCGCCCAGCUCUGGAUAAAGUUAUGAGGAACGACGACGGGGCGAAAGAGGAGACCACAGAAACCAACGGCGCCGCGGCCUCGGAACAAGCUCCUGCUACCGCUGCUGCUCCUGCUGCGCCGGAAUCCAAUGGCACCACGAAGGCAAACGGAGAGAAGUCGGAACCCACAGAUGGCCAAGGAGACAUCAUUGUUCCAGAUGCUCCCGAUGUUACCGAUGCCGCCGAUGUGAAGCCGAUUACCACCUCCACCAUCGGAAGCGCUCCCCAGACCCAGGCAAACCCUCCUGCCAAUGCGCAUGAUGAAACUGCCUGGAUCCACAUCAGAGCUGUCAUCUCCAGCCCAGAGGCCGCCACCAUAAUCGGCAAGGGUGGCGAGAAUGUCACCAAGAUCAGAAUGAUGUCCGGAGCCAAAUGCACCGUCAGCGACUACCAGAAGGGAGCAGUUGAGCGCAUUCUGACCGUCAGCGGUGUUGUUGACGCGGCUGCGAAGGCGUUUGGCUUGAUCAUCCGCACACUGAACAAUGAGCCCUUGCCCGAGCCUUCAAGUGCCCACUCCAAGACGUAUCCUCUUCGCCUCCUUAUUCCGCACGUCCUGAUCGGCUCCAUCAUUGGAAAAGGCGGCAGCAGGAUCAAGGAGAUUCAGGAAGCGUCGGGUGCCCGUCUUAAUGCGUCGGACUCGUGCCUCCCCCUGUCCACCGAGCGCUCGCUUGUGGUAAUGGGUGUUGCCGACGCCGUCCACAUCGCCACGUACUACGUUGGAAGCACCCUUCUGGAGCAGUUGAACGAGCGCUUUGGCGGCCCUGCUGCAUCUGCAUACGCGACUCGCAGUGGUGGCCCUGCCGGUGCUGUUCCCGGCGGCAUGCAGGUGAUCCCAUAUCUCCCUCAGCCCGCCGGUGGCAACUACGGCAAUCGGGACAACUACAAUAGGCGCCACGACCCCAGGGCUCAACAAAUGCCUCCUAAUCCCUAUGCCCAGCAUCACGGACACCCCCAUCAGGUGCAGCCGAGCGCUGCCGUCCCCAUCCACUAUGGGGCCCAGGUUGGCGGCUCCUACGGUGCGCCCACCCACAUGUCGCCACACGCGGCUGGACACGCCGGCGUGCCGGCUCAUCCCGGACCGCAGGGCCAGCCUGUGCAUGGUGGCGCAGUCGCCGGGGCUCCCCUCACCCAGCAGAUAUUCAUCCCCAAUGACAUGGUCGGGGCAAUCAUCGGCAAGGGUGGCCAGAAGAUCAACGAGAUUCGGCAAAUCAGCGGCAGCGUCAUCAAGAUUAAUGAGCCGCAGGAUAACAGCAAUGAGCGCUUGGUGACCAUCACCGGAACAGAGGAAUGCAACCGCAUGGCGCUCUACAUGCUCUACUCGCGACUGGAGAGCGAGAAGCAUCGAAUCUAGCCUCUUACCAGAGUUCUCUAUUGAGACCCGGCAUCUAAUUGACGAUGGGAGGGUUUCC
This is a messenger RNA of Phialemonium atrogriseum, 1685 nucleotides long. Its product is annotated as eukaryotic type KH-domain (KH-domain type I). Bases 149 to 1627 code for a protein of 492 amino acids. The transcript has 3 exons. Gene Ontology annotation, biological process: regulation of gene expression. Gene Ontology annotation, cellular component: nucleus; cytoplasm. Gene Ontology annotation, molecular function: mRNA 3'-UTR AU-rich region binding. The record is from RefSeq and is a predicted model, not a curated record. Lineage: Eukaryota; Fungi; Ascomycota; Sordariomycetes; Cephalothecales; Cephalothecaceae.